GGUUGAUAUGCGACACCCAGGAUCCGCACUCGCAGACUACUGAAGCUACACGUUGAAUUUCCGAGCUAUGUCGCAAAGCCUAUCGCUCAAGGUGCCCUGUCUCCACGUCUCCGCCUUUUACGUUGCAGAAGUGCGUUUACCCACAUAGGCAGUGCAUAGACAGUGCUGUAUAGUGCUAUAGUGAUUAGUGUUUAGUGAUAGUGUUCCCAUUCCAAACCGCCGGGUCUGACGCGUUGAUCGGACCCCUCUUGGUCGAACGCCACGGACGGGCUGGAGACUUCUUCUCCUUCUCCUAAUCACACAAUCGAGACCAUAGCCUGAUCCGUGCGGGGCGAUGGAAAACCCCCGAGUCGGGCUGCUGGCUACUGACCGCGACGGCAAGGUGUUCAUCGUGACAUGCCCGGAUCUGGCGCUGCAUUGCGUCGUGAGCGGCAACGGGCUCGGCGCGGAGCUAAGAACCGCGCCGCCGGGCCUUGACAACCUCAGGUUCACCGGGCUCCGCAUCUACCCCGACCUCAGCGCCGACUACAACCCCCACCGCACCCUGCUUGAUCUGCGGGUGUGCCACUUCUACCGCCUCUACGGUGGCCCCCCUCGUGUACAGAGGCGCUUCGCGGGCAAUGUCUUCAUGGAGUCGGGCGGGGGCGCCGUCGUCUGGAAGACGUACAUCAACAGCAGUUGUGGUCUCCCGGAUGCCGCGCCCGACGCGGACACGCUGCGUGGGGUGGUGCUUGUGCUAGACAACACCUUCUCGCAGAUCACCAUCGCCGACAUGAAGCGGCCGGCCUUCGAGACAUUCGUGUUCGCGAGCAUGUGGACGAAGAAGGUGAGUAGUUCUGCGGGCUGGUCAAGGCCAUUGGUCGACUGCGGGAGCUUUGCUGCAUCAUGCCUACUGGCUUGCCGGCGGAGCGCGACCGGGCGGCGACCAAAGCUCAGCUGUUGGCCAUAGCCCAGUAGACUUUUAUGUAGUGUGACAACCUCAAGUGGUGCGAAUGGGGCUCUGGGUUGGGAUGGGUUGCAUACUCCUUGCGUUGCGUGGGGCCGUGGGAUGGCAAAGGGACCAAAUGGAGCGGUCUGGUGUGCCGGUGCUUUCUCUGCCCCCCCCCCCCGGCGCUGCCGGGUCAGCCGCGUGCUUUUUCUACAUUUUUUCUACACAGGCCGUCGGAGCCAAUUCGCUGUUCUACACAGGCCGUCGGAGCCAAUUCAGCAGCGAAUUUUCCGGGGGUGUCAGUGCCAGUCAAUGACUCGCCACACUUGUCGCCAACUUGUCACCAACUUGUACGUCUGCACCACACACCCCCCCCGCGCUUCCAUCUGCGCGCAGCACCUAUAUGAGUCACUGCUCGACCGCAACCGCGCUGCUCGUGAGGCUGCUGCCAAGGCCGCGACCGUCGCUGCUGCCAAGGCUGCCAAGGCCGCACACCUCGCAGGCCUCGCGUCAGCAGCGUCGCUGGAGGCCGCGGCUGAAUCGCCGGACUCUGCAUCAGCAGCGGCGGAUCGCGCUACCGCAGCGGCGACCGAUGCGCGCGCGGUUGCCGCUGAUGCGGCCGCUGACGCUGCUGCGGCCGCCCGCGCGAUGGACGACAUGCUGUGGGUUGCACCGAGCGGGGCACGUGCGGCAACGUCAGCGUCAGUGGCGGCGGCGGCGCAUGCGAGAGGAGCUGCAGCAGCGGCGAUGGCGCGCCGGGCGGCGGCGAUGCGCCGGCUGGUGGCGCGUCGGGCGGUGGCGCGCCAGGCGGCAGCGGCAGCAGCAGCGCAAGGGCGGCAGCCUCAGCAGCGGCAGCAGCAGCCUCAGCAGCGGCGGUGGCACGCGUAUGCUUGCUCUGGGCGCGGCGUGCAUGCCCGGUGCUGACGGCUGGGGCCUGCUCUGACCCCGCCGCUGUACAACAGCAGGCGGUGGCGCAGCUGUCUGCCGCGGAGGCGGCUGCAAGGAGCGAGGACUGGGCGCGGGCAAUGGAUGCCGUGGAGGAGGUCCGGCAGCUGCUCGACAGCAGCUUGCUGGCACCGGAAGCUGCCGGCCUGGCAGCCGCUGCCGCGGUGUGCCGGACCUCAGCGGCCCUACGCACGGCAGCGACACAGACAGCUGAACUCGCUGCUAUUGCGGAGGCGCACGCCGAGUGGCUGGAGUCACGGAGCACUGUGCCUGCGUGACACCGGGCCGAGCGCCGACCCGGACAACGCGGCCCAUGCCGAUGCGCUAACCCAGGCUGCGGCGCUCGCGCGGGCGGCCGGCGCCGAGGCGCGAGGCCGGGCGUCCGCUGCCAACCAGGCAGUAGCUAAGGUGGAGUCUGUCGAGGAUAGCGCGCGGAGGGGAGCGGCGAUGGCGGCGACAGAGGGUGCGCGGCUGCGGGAGGCAUGGUUGGAAGCGCGCCGAGGUGACGAUGGCUGGAACACACCAGACUCGCGCUCACGUGAGACGCAAGUUGUGGCCAUUGCAGCCAAUGUUCGCGCGUGCCUGGAGGACGCUGCUGCGCUGGCGGAGGACGCAGCGAAGGCUGCUGCGGCGGUAAUGGCCGAGUUCGACCGGGAGUUGCCGCUGCCGGAUAUUAAACUCCUGGAACUUCAGCUGCUGCCGCCCAACGGGCAGGCGGCGUGGGUGACGGGGGUCAAUGUCCGUGACUCUGUGCAGGACCCCGCCGCCGCUCGUGCAUGGUACAAGGCCACCGUACCCGCAGAGACACAGCAGCACGCCAGCAAGCUGCUCUCGGCUCGCGAUCUGCAGUUCUUGGAGGAGAGCUUUCCGCUGGUGGAGCUGAUUAUGUGGCUCGAUGGAGCGCCCGUGUCCACAGCAGAGCGCGCGGCAAGGGAUGCAAUGCACGCCCGCCUGAUGGACAAGGAAACGCGUGCCUACAUCACGGAGCAUGUGCACCUGGACAAGUUAGGGUUCUUGCCCAUUUUUUCGGGUGGCCGUGCCAAAAUCGCCAUGCAACAGUACAACAGCUGGUGCGCUGACGCGCUCAAGGCGGCAGAGGCGGCGGCCGCGCAGCAGCGGGCGACGGCAGAGGUGGCGGCCGCGCAGCAGCGGGCGGCAGCGGCGAGGCCAACGUGUCAGCAUUCCAGGCGCAACUCUGCGGGUGCCGGCGCACCUGCGCGCCCCCAGCCACGGCAGCCGGUGCGCACUGCUGCGGGUGCAACCCCCUCCCCUCACAACCGGCCGCCGGAGCCGGCAGUGAAGCGGCAGCGGCGCAAUGCCGCCCGUGGCCCCGCGGAAGGCGUGCAAACGGAGUCGGACUGCGGACAGCGGACCGCGGAGGUAACCAUUGACCCUGCAAGCGACAGUGAAUGAUGGGCCACGCACGACGUCGGCACACCCAGCUGUCAGCGGAUGGGGGAUGACAGAAAAGUGCAACAACACAGUCCCAAUGGCGGCGGGGGGGUAGAGGAAGUGGGGUGUUCAGUGUGUGUCAGCUAUCAGCUUCGUCAGAUGAUGUGUUCUGCGGGAAUGUAGCAGGCGAGUUGUAGCAGGCCGUAGCAGCAGCAGGAUGGGGUACCGGUAAGCAGUAGCCCGGGGGCUGGAGAAGGACAUCUCGUGUCCGGUUGUGGCAUGUGUAGGUGCUGCCGUACUGCUGCUGUACGUGUAGGUGCUAAUUGAACGAGCUGCUAUCGAACGCAUUCGUUCCUUUGCGUGUGUUCGUUGUUGGCACAAGGCAUGGCGGUAGGGCAGGAGGAAAGAACAUGCGUGCCCAAUACCGGUAGUAGGAGUGUGGCGGGGAGGAACGAAAGAGAAGAGCAUGUGCCGUACUGCCGAAUGGUCGUCAAGGAAGCUAGCUUUGGUGGUAAAUAGCAAAAAAUAGUUCUGAUGCUUUGCACGGUUUUUAGCAGUUGGUAAUAGUUGCUGCCGCCGUAUUCAUAAGGAUUCUUGAUUGCCGGCUUGCGUGGUGCAAGGUGCUGGAAUGUUCUCCAUAUACGUCCUGGGUUCGUUACCCCCGUGCUCGCUUUUAGGGAACUACUGUAACG
Astrephomene gubernaculifera is the source of this 3957-nucleotide messenger RNA. The record is from the annotation of a GenBank genome assembly. NCBI's taxonomy places the organism in Eukaryota, Viridiplantae, Chlorophyta, Chlorophyceae, Chlamydomonadales, Astrephomenaceae.